Messenger RNA from Glycine soja, 1758 nucleotides. Its product is annotated as protein WVD2-like 7. The transcript has 8 exons. Bases 75 to 1574 code for a protein of 499 amino acids. The record is from RefSeq and is a predicted model, not a curated record. NCBI's taxonomy places the organism in Eukaryota, Viridiplantae, Streptophyta, Magnoliopsida, Fabales, Fabaceae.
GAUGCUACCAAGGAGGAUAACAUCACAUUACAUUAUAAUACAAUUAUAGCAAAAUUUGGAUUUUUUAGGUUUGAAUGUAUGUAGCAGAGAAAUUAAACAAGGGAGACUCAUCAGCUUGUCUCAUGCAACAACAACCAUUCUGUUAUGCCUCUGGCUUUCCCAAAGAAGCCAACAAGAGCAACCCAAAUAAUGCACUUGGACAAUCAGUCUCAUUUGGGAGGUUCAUGCCAGAGUCCCUGGCAUGGGAGAAAUGGUCUACUUUCUCUCACAACCGCUAUGUUGAAGAGGCAGAGAGGUUUACACGGCCCGGUUCGGUUGCACAGAAGAAAGCUUUCUUUGAAGCUCACUACAUGAAACUUGCUGCUCAAAAGGCAGCUGCUUUGCUUGAACAAGCAAACAGUGCCUCACAGACACAGCAAGAACAAGAAGAGGCCAUAGUUGAUAACACGCAUAAUUUGAACAUGACUAGUCCAAAAUCUAAGCUAGUUCUCCUUGAAGAAAAUGCACAGGUUUUUAACUCUGAGCCAGAUGCCACUACCUAUAAUUCAAAUUCAAAUACAGAUGCUGCUUUACCUCAAAGUGACAUGUUAGGAGGAGCUCAACCACUGAUAGAUCACCAAGCUUUUGUGGUUAAGUUGCAAAAUCAGCUUGGAAAAGUUGAUAACUACAAGGAGCCAAGUGAAGAGGGUACAAACUUUGAUCAGAAUAUUUUGCAAUCAACGGGCAAGAAGAAACAAGCUGUUUCUUCAUUCAAGUUGUUAAAAGUUAUUGGUACCCCCAAGUUCAACUCUACACCAGUGAAAUCAAAAACUCCUAGUCAUUCUAGUAAAGAUGGUAUUGCUACCCCAAUGAGCAAUAAUCCUGCACUAACCUCUUCUAAAAAAGAAGGAUCAACUUCUAAGUUACCUCACAUGUCACUUAAUUUCACACUAGUUAGAGAAAUCAAUAAAUUGACCGUAUCAUUGGUGAGGAAAUUUGGAAGUACUGGAGUUGGAGCUAGUUCUUCCAAGGCUUCAAAGGAUAGCUCGACUCUUAUAAAGACCACAACUAAGGCUUCUAAGAAUGAGUCUCAAAAGCAUUCUUCAUUUACUCCGUUAACAGAAGCGCAAAGAAGUAAAAGGAAAACCCCCAUUAUAUCCUCCCCAUUUAGGUUGAGCACCGAAGAAAGAGCUUCAAUUAGAAAGAAGAAACUUGAGAAAGUGUGCAAUGCUAGUGAAUCACAGAAAGUGCAGCCACAUACAAAAUUCAAGGAGAAAGCAGAGACAAAGAUUAGAAAACUAAGUCAGAGAAUUUGUUUCAAAGCAGGGUCAUCACCUGAUUUUUACCAGGAUAGAGAAGCAUCACAAAAGGAUCGAUUAACACCUCCUGAGUCACCCAAAGAGGGAAGAAAACCCACUUUAAGUGUCGUAGAGAGUAAAAGUUCUUUACCUCGUAAUAGACCUUUCCAGGGAAAGAAUUGUGGCACCAUGACUCUGCCUCGCACUUCAAAUUCCUCUAUGAUUACUACUCAUGAAAAUACAUCUCCAAAUAUUCAGCAUAGAAAUCCAAAUGAUAGAAAUUACAAACAAUUUUAGGGAGUACACUAUUAAUGUGUAAUGCACUUCUACUUUUGUAGCCAAAGAUCAUAGUUAAUAUGUAAAUAUAGCUUCAUGAAAAUGAGGCUUCUGGUGUGCGUGUUUUGGGUAUAUGGCUGUAUGGUAUGACCCUAUGGCAUGACUUAUUACUAUUUCUUUUUUCUCGUAUUUUUUUUUUCUCCUU